Messenger RNA from Fukomys damarensis (Damara mole-rat), 1473 nucleotides. RefSeq names its product BPI fold containing family B member 6 (gene Bpifb6). Gene Ontology annotation, molecular function: lipid binding. Lineage: Eukaryota; Metazoa; Chordata; Mammalia; Rodentia; Bathyergidae. The transcript is spliced from 16 exons. Bases 42 to 1403 code for a protein of 453 amino acids. The record is from RefSeq and is a predicted model, not a curated record.
GUGUGGCCCUGGGCAGGAGCACUUUAGGUCUUGGUGGAGCCAUGCUGCGGAUCUUGUGCCUGGCGCUGUGUGGCCUGCUGACUGGUGCACGGGCCGACCCUGGGGCACUGCUUCGUCUGGGCAUGGACAUCAUGAACCACGAGGUCCAGAGGGCCAUGGAGGAGAGUCAUAUCCUGGAAAAGACGGCAGCAGAGGCAGGCAAGAAACGGCCUGGGGUUAAACCCAUCAAGGGCCUCAGCAAUAUGAAGGUCAAAGAUGUUGUCACACCUGUCAUCACACUGAACUUUGUACCUGGAGUGGGCAUCUUCCAGUGCGUGGCUACGGGCAUGACCAUCACUGGCAAGAGCUUUACGGGAGCGAACAUGGAGAUCAUUGUUGUCCUGAACAUCACAGCCACCAACCGGUUUCUGCAGGAUGAGGAGACAGGACUCCCCAUGUUCAAGAGUGAGGACUGUGAGAUCAUCCUGGUCAGCGUGAAAACCAACCUGCCAAGCAACAUGCUGCCCAAGGUGAUCAACAAGUUCCUGGACAGCACCCUGCACAAAGUCCUCCCUGGCCUGAUGUGUCCAGCCAUUGACGCGGUCCUGGUGUAUGUGAACAAGAGGUGGGCCAGCCUGAAUGACCCCAUGCCCUUGGGCCGGAUGGGCACUGUCAAAUAUGCCCUGGCAUCCACACCGACCACAACAACCAGCCACAUCCAGGUGGACUUUAGUCCCCUGGUGCAGCAGCAAACAGGCAAAAUGAUCCCGCUGACCAGCUCCGGGGAGAGCCUCGAGUUUCCCGAGGGCUGUGCUGAGGGCUCAUCGCAGCUGCUCUUGUCAGCUGCCUUCCUCACGGCAGAGCUGGCCCUGCUGCAGAAGUCUUUGGAUGUGAAGAUCCAGGAUAAGAUGAUUGGUGAGCUGCCCCCACAAACCACCGAGACCCUGGCUGGCUUCCUCCCUGAGGUGGCUGAGGUCUAUCCCAAGCCGAAGCCCUUGGUGACCCAGAUCAGGAUAAAAAAGUCCCCCAAGGUCACCAUAACAUCAGGAAAGAGCCUGCUGCACCUCCACGGCACCCUGGAGAUGUUUGCUGCUCAGCGGGGCAAGCGCCCUGUGUCCCUCUUCCUCCUGGAGGUGCACUUCAAUCUGAGGAUCUGGUACUCAGUGCAUGAGAACCGGCUACAGAUGGCCACCUCUCUGAACAGAUUACUGAACCUAUCCCAGAGGUCCUCAGCGGUUGGCGACGUCAAUGAAAAGGAGUUAAUCAACUUCAUCACUGAUUAUCUCCAAGAAGCCUACAUUCCAGUAGUCAAUGAUGUACUCCAAGUGGGGCUCCCACUCCCAAAUCUUCUGGAUAUCAACUAUGACCUAGCUGAGCUGGACAUAGUGGAGAAUGCCCUGGUGCUGGACCUGACGCAGGCCUGACGCACAGGACUCCCUUGCAGCUGUCGGCACACCACCAUCCCUGCACCCUAUAGUGGGGCUGCCUUAUGAG